GAGGCUGCGGCGCCGUAGGGCGAUGAGGCCACGCCGGCCGCGGCCAACAAAAGGCGGCGGCGGGCGGGGAGCGGUCAGGAACCGGCAGCGCGGCGGAGCGGGCGCCCAGACUAGGUCACCAUGUCAGCCAAGGCCAUCUCUGAGCAGACAGGGAAGGAGUUCCUGUACAAGUACAUCUGCACCUCCUCUGCCAUCCAGAACCGCUUCAAGUAUGCCAGGGUGAGGCCUGGCACCGACUGGGCACAGCUCACCCAGGAGCACCCCUGGCUGCUCAGCGAGCGCCUGGUGGUGAAGCCAGACCAGCUGAUCAAGAGGCGUGGGAAGCUUGGCCUGGUGGGGAUCAACCUGAGCCUGGAGCAGGUGAAGGCUUGGCUCAAGCAGCGCCUGGGCCAGGAGACCACGAUUGCCAACGCCAAGGGGAUCCUGAAGAACUUCCUGAUCGAGCCCUUCGUGCCCCACAAGCAGGAGGAGGAGUUCUAUGUCUGCAUCUACGCCGCCCGGGAGGGAGACUUUGUGCUCUUCCACCACCAGGGGGGAGUGGACGUGGGGGACGUGGAUGCCAAGGCUCAGAAGCUGCUUGUGGCAGUGGAUGAGAAGCUCAGUGAGGCAGAUGUGAAGAAGCAUCUCCUGCAGCAUGCCCCAGCAGACAAGAGAGACAUCCUGGCCAGCUUCAUCUGUGGCCUCUUCAACCUCUAUGAGGAUUUGUACUUCACCUACCUGGAGAUCAAUCCCUUAGUGGUGACUGCUGCUGGGGUCUACAUCCUGGACCUGGCUGCCAAGAUCGAUGCCACUGCUGACUACAUCUGCAAAGUGAAGUGGGGGGAUGUGGAGUUCCCUCCCCCCUUUGGCAGAGAGGCUUACCCAGAGGAGGCCUACAUUGCUGACCUGGAUGCCAAGAGUGGAGCCAGCCUGAAGCUGACCAUUCUGAACCCCAAGGGCAGGAUCUGGACCAUGGUGGCUGGUGGUGGUGCCUCAGUGGUGUACAGUGACACCAUCUGUGACCUGGGGGGGGUGAAUGAGUUGGCCAACUAUGGGGAGUACUCAGGAGCCCCAAGUGAGCAGCAGACCUAUGACUAUGCCAAGACCAUCCUGUCCCUGAUGACCAGAGAGAAGCACCCUGAGGGGAAGAUCCUGAUCAUCGGGGGCAGCAUUGCCAACUUCACCAACGUGGCAGCGACCUUCAAGGGCAUCGUGAGGGCCAUCAAGGACUACCAGGGGCCCCUGCAGGAGCACGAGGUGAGGAUCUUCGUGCGCAGGGGGGGCCCCAACUACCAGGAGGGGCUGCGAGUGAUGGGGGAAGUUGGCAAGACCACCGGCAUCCCCAUCCACGUCUUUGGCACCGAGACUCACAUGACUGCCAUCGUGGGCAUGGCCCUGGGGCACAGACCCAUCCCCAACCAGCCCCCAGCUGCGGCCCACACUGCCAACUUCCUGCUCAACGCCAGCGGCAGCCCCUCGACCCCAGCCCCCAGCAGGACAGCCUCCUUCUCAGAGUCCAAGGCAGAUGACAGUGCUCCAGCCAAGAAGGCCAAGCCAGCAGCACCUCUGGGUGAGUCCAGCUCUGAGGGUGCCCUGCUGGCUGUGCCCCGGGCAGGCAAGGCCACGACGCUGUUCAGCCGCCACACCAAGGCCAUCAUCUGGGGCAUGCAGACCAGGGCUGUGCAGGGCAUGCUGGACUUUGACUACAUCUGCUCCAGGGAUGAGCCCUCUGUGGCUGCCAUGGUGUACCCCUUCACGGGUGACCACAGGCAGAAGUUCUACUGGGGGCACAAGGAGAUCCUGCUGCCAGUGUACAAGAGCAUGGCAGAUGCCAUGAGGAAGCACCCAGAGGUGGAUGUGCUGAUCAACUUCGCCUCGCUGCGCUCCGCCUACGACAGCACCCUGGAGACCCUGAACUACCCACAGAUCCGCACCAUCGCCAUCAUCGCCGAGGGCAUCCCCGAGGCGCUGACCAGGAAGCUGAUCAAGGCAGCUGACAGGAAGGGAGUCACCAUCAUUGGGCCUGCAACUGUUGGUGGCAUCAAGCCAGGCUGCUUCAAGAUAGGCAACACUGGGGGCAUGCUGGACAACAUCCUGGCCUCCAAGCUGUACCGGCCGGGCAGCGUGGCCUACGUCUCGCGCUCGGGGGGCAUGUCCAACGAGCUCAACAACAUCAUCUCCAGGACCACCGACGGCGUCUACGAGGGGGUGGCCAUUGGGGGAGACAGGUACCCUGGCUCCACCUUCAUGGACCACGUCCUGCGCUACCAGGACACGCCGGGGGUGAAGAUGAUUGUGGUGCUGGGAGAGAUUGGGGGCACAGAGGAGUACAAGAUCUGCAGGGGCAUCAAGGAGGGUCGCAUCACCAAGCCCGUGGUGUGCUGGUGCAUCGGGACCUGCGCCACCAUGUUCUCCUCAGAGGUGCAGUUUGGCCACGCAGGAGCUUGUGCCAACCAGGCCUCGGAGACCGCAGUGGCGAAGAACAAAGCCCUGCAGGAGGCCGGGGUGUUCGUGCCCAGGAGCUUCGACGAGCUGGGGGAGGUCAUCCAGUCUGUCUACCAGGACCUCGUGGCCAGGAGGGUGAUUGAGCCAGCUGAGGAAGUGCCUCCUCCAACAGUGCCAAUGGAUUACUCCUGGGCCAGGGAGCUGGGCCUGAUCCGGAAGCCUGCGUCCUUCAUGACCAGCAUCUGCGACGAGCGGGGCCAGGAGCUCAUCUAUGCUGGCAUGCCCAUCACAGAGGUCUUCAAGGAGGAGAUGGGCAUUGGAGGGGUCCUGGGCCUGCUCUGGUUCCAGAGGAGGCUGCCCAGGUACGCCUGCCAGUUCAUCGAGAUGUGCCUGAUGGUGACCGCGGACCACGGCCCCGCGGUGUCCGGCGCCCACAACACCAUCGUCUGCGCCCGCGCCGGCAAGGACCUGGUCUCCAGCCUCACCUCCGGGCUGCUCACCAUCGGUGAUCGCUUCGGGGGAGCCCUGGAUGCUGCAGCCAAGAUGUUCAGCAAGGCCUUUGACAGUGGCAUCAUCCCCAUGGAGUUUGUCAACAAGAUGAAGAAAGAAGGGAAGCUGAUCAUGGGCAUUGGCCACAGGGUCAAAUCAAUCAACAACCCAGACAUGAGGGUGCAGAUCCUCAAGGACUAUGUGAAGCAGCACUUCCCUGCCACCCCCCUGCUGGACUAUGCCCUGGAAGUGGAGAAGAUCACAACCUCCAAGAAGCCCAACCUGAUCCUGAACGUGGAUGGCUUCAUCGGCGUCGCCUUCGUGGACGUGCUGCGGAGCUGUGGCUCCUUCACUCGGGAAGAGGCAGAUGAGUACAUUGACAUAGGGGCCCUGAAUGGCAUCUUUGUGCUGGGCAGGAGCAUGGGCUUCAUUGGACAUUACCUGGACCAGAAGAGGCUGAAGCAGGGUCUGUACAGGCACCCCUGGGAUGACAUCUCCUACGUCCUACCUGAGCACAUGACCAUGUGAGAGCCUCAGGGCUGCCUCAGUGCCACUGCAAGAUGCCAGCAGCCUGCCCAGAGCACAGCCACAGAUGGGACUUGGAUGUGUAGAGGCCAUUGCCACCUGGCCAGGCUCUGCAGAGCCACUCUCUGCUAAGGAUAGAAACUUAACCCUGACCCAAGCAAGCCCCUGGGCUGCCCCAGCUGCUCCCUGCUCUCUCUAACACUCUUGGCCCCUUUUAGGUUUUUCUACCUUUGGUUCAGAAUUUGUUUCCAGACUAAAACAAAACAGAAGGAAGUUUUUCAGGGUUGUGGGGAGGGAGCUGUGCUCACAGGUGCAGCCUUACAGGACCAAUGCCCAGCUGUAAGCCCUGCUGAGGGAGGGAAGGUCUUCAGCAUUCCCACAGCCCCCCCCUUGGGCCUUUGUUUUUCUUUGUGGUGUUUCUCAUUUCUGUUUCCUCUGUUCUCAUCUCCACUCUGCUUGGCCCCCCCCCGGGACCACUGCUGCUCUGUAACCAAUCUUCCUCCACCUCUGCAGUCGUAAUUUAAAGUGUAAAGUUGUGCCAGACCUGCUGGUCCAGCUCUGACCCUUCCCCUCUCUGUAUUUAUGCAAACUUCUCCUCUCUGCUGCCAGCUGCCUGGGCUCUGCUCUCUGCUGCUAGCUGCAGGUGCAGAAAUAAUCUCAGUAACCUCCUCCGUGUCCUCCCUGUCUGUGUCUCGUAACCAAGCUCCA
This is a messenger RNA of Dryobates pubescens (Downy woodpecker), 4146 nucleotides long. It is a transcript of the gene ACLY, whose product is annotated as ATP citrate lyase. Gene Ontology annotation, biological process: citrate metabolic process; tricarboxylic acid cycle; acetyl-CoA biosynthetic process. Gene Ontology annotation, molecular function: ATP citrate synthase activity. Gene Ontology annotation, cellular component: cytosol. The record is from RefSeq and is a predicted model, not a curated record. NCBI's taxonomy places the organism in Eukaryota, Metazoa, Chordata, Aves, Piciformes, Picidae. The transcript has 28 exons. The coding region runs from base 121 to 3441 and encodes 1106 amino acids.